This is a messenger RNA of Conger conger (European conger), 6499 nucleotides long. RefSeq names its product zinc finger and BTB domain containing 2b (gene zbtb2b). Gene Ontology annotation, biological process: regulation of transcription by RNA polymerase II. Bases 24 to 1703 code for a protein of 559 amino acids. The transcript is spliced from 3 exons. Gene Ontology annotation, cellular component: nucleus. Gene Ontology annotation, molecular function: protein binding; RNA polymerase II cis-regulatory region sequence-specific DNA binding; DNA-binding transcription factor activity, RNA polymerase II-specific. The record is from RefSeq and is a predicted model, not a curated record. Lineage: Eukaryota; Metazoa; Chordata; Actinopteri; Anguilliformes; Congridae.
AACACCGACGACCAUCGCCGCCAAUGCUGCGUUUAGAGGAACAUAGCAGCUGCGAGCCCAACGGACAAGUCCCCGGUAACAAACAACACAACAAACUCCACGAAAUCGCGAGGAGCACGAAAGGUGGAAGAAUGGAGCUGUCCAACCAUGGUCUUAUCCUCCUGCAGCAGCUCAACGCUCAGAGGGAGUUCGGUUUCCUGUGUGACUGCACAGUGGCCAUCGGGGACGUCUUUUUUAAAGCGCACAAGGCUGUCCUCGCGGCCUUCUCCAACUACUUCAGAAUGCUGUUCAUACACCAAGACAGCGACUGCGUGCGGCUGAAACCGGCGGACAUCCAGCCGGACAUCUUCAGCUACCUCCUGAACCUGAUGUACACGGGCAAGCUGGCGCCUCAGCUCAUCGACCCGCUGCGCCUGGAGCAGGGCGUGAAGUUCCUGCACGCCUACCCCCUCCUGCAGGAGGCCAGCCUUGCCACGCAGGCCUCCUUCUCCCACCCGGAGCAGAGCCUGCCGCUGUCCACCUCCCUCUACGGCAUCCAGAUCUCCGACCAGCAGGGCGCCACGAACAACACCACCACCACCACCACCACCACCACCAUGGCGGCCAUGAGCAGGCUGUCUGGCCGCCGGCAGCUCUCCUCGCCCUUCGACGCCCAGAACCUGUCGGACGUCAAGUUCGGGCUGGGCUCCUACACCGCCGCGACGUCCUCGACGGGGUCGGCGUCCGAGCCCAGGAUGGCGCAGUCGCUCUGCGAGGCCGAGCCCUCGACCAGCGGGUUCCCGCUCGCCGGGGAGGAGCCGGGCCCCGGCCCCGGGCUGGACGCCCCGGGCGGGGAGGACCCCCCGGCCGCCACCACCAUCCUCCACGUCAAGCCCAGCAUCAUGAAGCGGAACUCGUCCUUCCGCAAGCACUACUCCUGCCACCUCUGCGGCAGCCGCUUCGCCCAGCGCAGCGCCCUGCGGGAGCACCUGCUCCUCCACGCCCAGGCGCUGGUGGAGACGCCCAUGGAGACGGGGCCGGAGCAGACGGCGGCCCUCGACAUGGUGCGCGUGGCGGACGAGGCGCCGCGGAUCGUGGGCGUGAUGGACGGCGCCAGCGACGGCGAGCAGCACGCCGCCACCGACUCCCCGCGGCCGGACGGCGCCCAGUCGCAGGCCGAGACGCCGCCGCCGUCCGACAUCGCCGACAUCGACAACCUGGAGAGCGCCGACCUGGAGCGCGAGGUCAAGCGCCGCAAGUACGAGUGCUCGACCUGCGGCCGCAAGUUCAUCCAGAAGAGCCACUGGCGCGAGCACAUGUACAUCCACACCGGCAAGCCCUUCAAGUGCAGCGCCUGCGGCAAGAGCUUCUGCCGCGCCAACCAGGCGGCGCGGCACGUCUGCCUCAACCAGAGCGCCGAGUCCUACACCAUGGUGGACAAGCAGAGCAUGGAGCUGUGCUCCAACGAGGACAGCUCGCAGAUGGAGGCGCUCUUCCUGGCCUCCGGGCGGCCCUACAAGUGCAACGUCUGCGAGAUGACCUUCUCCAGCCCCAACGAGGUCAUCAAGCACCUGUGCUUCGCGCAGAACGCGCUGUCCUUCCCCGGACUGGACGGCCAGGCCGCGCUGGCCGGCGACGGGGCGCCCAAAGACGAGGGGUCGGACUCCUCCAACGCCGGGCCCUUGGUAACGUCCAUUAAAACUGAGGAGAUCUUAGUCGAAUAGUGAACCGCCAACUUGUGUACUUUUUUUUUUUUUUUUUUUUUGUACUUUUUAAAUUAUGGUCAGUAGAUUAUGCUAAAGGUUUAGUUUUUAAUUUUCCUAUUAGGAGAACACUUUUUUUUUUUAAAUUUUCUGUCUUCACACUUCUUUAAUUUGCCCUCAGGAACUGGAAUUGUGGUUUUAGUGCAAGGCUCACAUGAACUGAACUCUUCCUCGUUGGCAAAAAAAAACGUCCCCUGUCACCAUUUCAUGACCAGUCAAAUAUCAGUGUGUGUGAAGGUUUAACUCGCAUCUUAUUGCUUGUCUUGUAAUAUCAGAAUCUCCCACAUUUUUGACCGAUGGGUCUGGGUGACCAGGCAAUGCUGAAUAUUGUAGAGAGAGCAUGGUUGACUGCUAAUAGCAUAUUUAAUGGUGGAGUGUGUAAUUAAGUACACGGAAUAAGUCUUCAUCCUAUAUUGUAUGGAAUAGCUCCAGUUGUCAGCCCACAUGCUUACGUGUGGCCUAUGUUUAAUACAGCAGACUUGUUUACUUUCUAUAUCAGGGUUUACACACACAUACAUACACACACACACACACACACACACACAUUUUCCCACCAUUUGUUGUGUUGAAUAGCACAUGUAGAAGAAGUUUUCAUUCAUUUGUUUCUAAGAUGGCAGUUGCUGCUUUGGCAUUGGUGCAGCUAACUAAUAGUAACUUAUCGUACAACAACAGGGAAUGGAGGUCUCCGUGUGUAAGGUGGCGUGAGUCUUAAAACGUUUAUUCAAACCGUGAGCUCAGUGCAAAUUUCAGGGAAAGAAAAUGGAAGUUCACUUGAAAAAUUUGACAUCUCAGUUCUGCCUGGGAGGGGAAAUUCAGAGAUCCCUGGCUGAGUGAAUUUGCUUCUUCAGUGCUGUGAAACCCCUUGCUUUGGAUGCACACAACCUGCUUAAAUAAGGACAUUAAAAAUACAAAUGAAACAUCCCCUCUGAGUCAAAGUGAAUGGCCACCCCUCACUUAACAUCCCCACCCUGUCAUGAGAUGGGUAGUGGUUGAAACUGUAAUGAAACCAACAAAAAAAUUACUCAAAAUAUUCCAAGUAAAACCAGCCAUGUCUGCUGCCGAUGAUUAAUUAAUUACCAUUUCAUUAAAUGCUAGAUUUGUUUUUGAACUGUCACUUUAAGGGCCGGCUCCACAGACACAGAUUAAACCUAGUCCUGGAUUAAAUACAAUUCUGAAAGGCGAUUUUCCGUCCAAAAACGGAAUUUAGUCCGGGACUAGGUGUGAAACUUCACAAAAUGUUCGGUUCUUAGCAAGAUUACUGCAGCAGACGGUUGGUUUGUUUUACUUCCUUCAGCAGUCCGCGGUGAGUUUGGCAUCGCCCCCCUCCUCCCCCCCCCCCAGUGCGCGAAAGAACAGGAAGUGAAGCCAGGGCUGUAAAUGGAGGCUAUCCGGUCUGGUUACACUCGUUACCGGGGUUACCGUCAUGCCCACACUUGCACGAGGCUUAGGCCGAAACCAGCCUGAGUUUGGAGCCGGAGGUUUUCGUUUAAUCCCACCCCGCCGCCAAACUUCUGGUGCCAGUUUCUUCAUUUUUAAACCCUUGCCCCGUGUAAAUGGUCACCAGAUGGCUACUUGCGUUAUGUAUUUAAAUGAAAAGUUUUUAAAAAGACCAUUCACUUUUCCCUUGUCAAACCAGGUUUUCCCCCAGACCGAACUAGCGGAGACCUGCCUAACCAGAGCGACUCGAUUUGAGUCUCCAUGGUGACAGGUCUGAGUUUGUGUCCCCCCCUUCCAGUAACCGAGCGCAUUCAUCUUAGACAGCCUGGCUUGUGGGGACAAAAUGUCCACCAAACUCGAGGCUCAUCGAGCGGUCCGUAUAUUCCACGGCGGUCUGAGCUACUUACGGUGGUACAGAGAGCGUGACUUGCGUUUGGAAACUGCUGAGAUGGCGUCGGUUGGCAGUACUUAGCAGAACUGUGGCUUGUGCCUUAUACUGUGUUCUCGUGUGAAGUGACUGCGACUAAGGGGAUCGUGUCAGGUCAACAAAAUGGCUGUCAAUAAAGGAAUCAAAAAUGUGAAUUGGGAAGUGCCUAAAUUUCUGUGUUUGGUGGAAAAAAGGAAAAAAAAAACGUCAAUUUAUGGAAAUCUGGACCAUUGGCUGAACUUUAUUUGUUACUGUAAUCCAUGCUCAAUUUCUGUCACUGUUCAAUCUCUGAAAUGUGGCUUAAUUUCUGGCUGAGUUAAUUAAUUUUGUGUUCCUAAGGGGAUAGUUCACUUCUUGGGGAUUUUUGACCUUUUUUUCUGUUUCAUUGUAUGCGUGUGAUCGGUCUAGACAGUGUUUCUGUGAAAUGAAGGAUAUUUUGGAUAGAGGUCGGCUUUAAAAUGGCUUUUGUGGUGCUUUGUGGCCUAACAUUAGGAAAUGCACUCGGAGUACCUCGAAAGCAGCUUGAAUCGCUAUUGUCCAUUUGCAGAAACCUGCGAACAGAUCGCUUUAUUUGGUGUUUGUAUUGUAUUCACAACAAUAAGGAUAAAAGUCAGGUCUUGUGUUGUGCCAUUACUUCAUUCCUUGUCGGUGUAAGCGCUUGUCUCCCGAGGAGCCGUGCGGUAAUGUUGAUAUCGGAAGCCAAGCCACAAUUUCCCCGGGCUCAACAUUCUCGGGUUGCAUCCACCGUAGGAAAUGGGCACGACCGAAAAUGAGAUUAAAUGUCAUUUCUCGAAGAAAAAUCGGAUAAUGUACUCUUGUGCCGUGUUAUGGAGGCAGAGAAACGUGGCUGUAAAGCUGCUUUUGGCGUACUUGGACUGCAUUUCAUUUACUUUAGACCACAUAUCUGUGAAUCCAGCCAUUUUAACCGCCAGUCCAACGACAUGUAGCCCAGGGACUAGAGAUUAAGAUUGAUUAAAAUAGCCAUUAUUAUUUAUAUACAUUACAGGUCAUUAAUGCCCCCGUCAAAUAAACUAUUACAUUAAAUGUCAGAAUCUUCUGUAGAUAUUGUUGAUUGCACACAAAAAACUAUCUGGGCCCAUCGAAAAAUGCACCAUUACUGAAAGGAUUUCAAAAGAGAGAAAAAUAAAAGUAAACUAUUCCCUUUAACUUCAGGUUUGAAUCGUCGCAGUUAUUGCAAUAGGUCCAAAAAAAUACAAUCCUUUGACAAAAUUAGAAAGCCAAAAAAAAAUCUGAAACAGAAUAACUACAUUUGGUAGUGUAAGUUAGAACUCUUUUGGGGGGCAAUAAGUGAUUAUGUGUUUGUUGCGCUCACUCAACAAGUAAAAGUGACCUGCGCUAGUCUCUUGUAUCGCACCUUUUCCUGAUGAUCAGCCGAGCGUCAUGGGAAAUGUAGUCCUUGGGGUUCCGGAGCGCUCACAGUGUCUCUCAUUCUGUGCAUCUGCUGAUUACCACAUGGCAGCCAUUCUCUGUGCAUGCAUCAGUGCAGCGCAGGUUUGUAAACAUACAGGUUUUUAUAGUGCCACUUCCCAAGACAUUUAUAUACUGCUGUUUUUUUGUUUUUUGUUUUUUGUGCAUGUAAGAAUGCAUUCUGGUAUUUUCUGAUGUUUUUUUAAAUAUAUAUAUAUGUAUAUGGCAAAGGACACAAAGCUGUCAGUACUGUAACAAAAUGUACUUUUGCCAAUUCAUUGAUCAUUUGCUUGAAGGUGUUCUUAAAGCCCUUAUUUUUGUGUUUAAUAUACCUUUCUAAUUUUAUAUACAAUGCUAUAUUUACGAAAAAUAUUUUAUAUUGCACAGGUUGUACAUUGCGAAAUUGCUUUUAUGUAGAAAACAUUUGAGUCUUCAUUAGACUAGGUGUAUGUAUAUUUGUUUUUUGUUGUUGUUUUUUUUUUCUUUUUUACUCAAGGCCUUUGUGUUGAUGAACAAAUAUUACUGUAUCAUUUUUUUCUUUCUUUUUUUGCUUUAUACUUUUUUAUUGACCAUAGUUUUUGUAGCCUAUUGAUGUAUUAUGUACAGAUUUCUGUAGGUGAAACAAGUUUUUGCUUGUUCAGUGCUGUUGGUCUGAGACGUGCUGGUUGUGUCAACAAGAUGGAGGAUUGUCCCUAUGUACAUCGUACAACAACCGAACAACUGCUGAAGGUUCUCGUUGGUCAGGUGUACAUAUAUGACUUAGGCAUUUGCUGAACUUUUUUUCAAGUAGAUGGUAAACGAAUAAGAGGCCCUUCUGUUUGUAAAAAAUAAGUAGGGAGCUUGGCAGGUAUAGCAUGAUGGUUUUGUGUAGAAUACUAUCUAUGAAUAACAUGGACUUUGUCACUAUCUCAGUCACAGUGACUGAAAUGCAUUGUGUUGAAGGAAGACUUACAGGCGCGGUGCUCUUCGGAAAAACGGUGCCUGAACGCAUUCCCGAAAUGUGAUCGCUUAAUCGGAGCGUCUAAAUGAGGACCGUCAAAACUCGCCAUUACAUUGAAGGAUACCUAUUUAUUUAAGAAAGUGUAAGCUGUUUUUCUGUUCAAAGCAUCGCAAAAUGUCUACUACUGAAGUGUACUUUCAAGAGUGUAGAAACAAAACCUUUGGACAACCUGAAUUUGAGCAGACCGCGGACUUAUUACAGCACUGGCUGCGUCGGUAAAGAGGUGUGAAUUUGCUCUGCGACCGUCUUAAUGUCAUUUUAACAACGUAUUUUAUGCAAGCCGUUUGUCACUUCUGCAUCGAGGUCUUUUUAUACACAGGUUACCGAGGGCAACGGAAUCUGCCCCUUGCGCACAAUUCCAAAGCAACGUCAAAACGUCUACUGUGAUCUGUGUUCUCAGGAAUGUAUGCAGCGUCUCCUUCAUUUUGAUGGUGAAGAAUGGAAGAAUAAAAUUGUUUUGCAGAA